Myripristis murdjan (pinecone soldierfish) is the source of this 1029-nucleotide messenger RNA. RefSeq lists its product as uncharacterized. The transcript has 9 exons. Bases 7 to 1029 code for a protein of 340 amino acids. NCBI's taxonomy places the organism in Eukaryota, Metazoa, Chordata, Actinopteri, Holocentriformes, Holocentridae. The record is from RefSeq and is a predicted model, not a curated record.
UCCUAGAUGCCCCGUGCCAAGUCCCACCGGCGGGCCCAGGCCCAGAAGCGGAGGAUGGCGCAGCCGCAGCCAUGGACCCCCCAGCCGCCUGUCCCCGAGUUCGUUGCUCGGCGCGGUACAGGGUACCGCCAUCGCGUGCGGAGAUGGCCGACUUCGAAGCUGACCCAGCGGAGCUUCAAGUUGGUCACUCCUGCCCUGCAGCCGGACCAGAAGAUGGUGUUCGUCGUGGGAGACUCCCACCUGCGGGCCCUGGUGGAUGGGAUCGUCGCGAUGCCGGAGGUACCUCUGUGUUUUUCUUUUCUCUCUGUUCCAGGUGCGCAUGCAGCAGAGCUGAGGACGGAGGUGUCCCACGCCGCUCUCCCCUGGACCCCGGACGUGGUGUGUGUGCUCGCCCCGAGCAACAACCUGACAGCCAGCAGGAACAUCGGAGAGGCGUCGCUGGACUUCGGUGCUCUCCUGGCUACAGUCUGCAACCGCUGGGCGAAGGUGUUCGUGCUGGACUUCCCUCCACGCUUGAACAUCGAGCCUGGCCUGCAGGAGCUGUUCCGCCAGGAGUUCCGCCGUGUCGCAGCACGCAUGGGUCUCCCAUACGUGUCUGUGGCAGAGCACCUCCCUCUGGACCGUUUGGAGCGUGCACCUCAGCGACAGCGACGGAACGCCGAUCCUCGUCCAGGCCCUGUGGGACGCCGCGGUCCGCCAGCUGACUCCUCCUCCUCCUCCUCCUCCCUCGGUGCCCCCCGGACAUCGCCUCGUGCCAGGGUCUCCCCCGUGCUGGUUGUGACAGGACACAGCCCCGCGCCCCGUCACCGCGACCCACUGGAGUGGACCGUCGUCGGACAGGAGGGCAAGAUUCGAGCAUCUCCGGUGCAAGAGUCUGUCCUCCCGUCCAACCCCGUCUGGUUCAGCGGCGACAUCCUGGAUGCCAUGGAGAGGGUUUCGCCAUCCUCGGACAGCGACGUCACUGCCCUUCUGCCAGCUGGCCAGGUCAUCAUGCUGCUGGUGGUUGUGUGGCUCAGACUUCCCGUGUGA